Pediculus humanus corporis (human body louse) is the source of this 1536-nucleotide messenger RNA. RefSeq lists its product as uncharacterized. The coding region runs from base 1 to 1536 and encodes 511 amino acids. The record is from RefSeq and is a predicted model, not a curated record. Lineage: Eukaryota; Metazoa; Arthropoda; Insecta; Psocodea; Pediculidae. The transcript is spliced from 8 exons.
AUGCCUAUAAGUAGGUUAGAUACAGCUUAUAGAAGUUUGGUUAUUUCAAAAUUUUUCAAAAAAGGUUGGGGAAAACCAGAGAACCUUAAGAAGUUAUUCGAAUUUCGAAAAAUAGUUUCCAAAAGAGAAACAUGUUUUCCUUUAGUAGAUACAGAUUACCCAGUUACAAUAACGAAAGAAAUCAAUUAUUCAGAUAGUAUUUUAUUAGAAGGUCAAUUUUUAUCUCCAUUCGAAGAAUACUUACCUGGUUUGUUACCUCAAGUUUCUAAAACAGCAUAUUUUCAAAUGUUACUUCCUAAAAAAUGGAAAUCAUCACAUUAUAAACCUGUCUGUUUGCAUUUGGCUGGAACAGGAGAUCAUUUUUUUUUUAGGCGACGUAAUUUAAUGGCUAAGCCUUUACUAAAAGAAGCAGGAAUUGGAGCAUUAUUAUUAGAAAAUCCUUUUUAUGGGCUUAGAAAGCCCAAAGAUCAGAGAUGGUCAUCAUUGCACAAUGUGUCUGAUAUUUUUGUAAUGGGUGGUUGUCUGAUACUUGAAUCUUUGGUUUUAUUUCAUUGGUGUAAAAGAAAUGGUUUUGGACCUUUUGGUUUAACAGGAAUAUCAAUGGGAGGUCAUAUGGCAUCCUUGGCAGCAACCAACAUUCCAGAGCCUAUUGUAUUAGUUCCUUGUUUAUCAUGGACUACAGCUUCGGGAGUUUUCACUCGUGGAGUUAUGAGCUCAGCCAUUAAUUGGGAAUUAUUAGAACACCAAUAUUUUAGCGAUGAAAGCUAUUGCAAAGAAAUCAAGCACAUGGUGAAAAUUAUUGAUAAUCAUGAUUGUUUUGCUGCCGGCCAGCAUUUUGUAAAAAAUUAUCCCGAAAGUUUGAGUAGAGUGGAAAAACUAUCAACGUCAACGGAAAUCAACGAAUUUGAAGGAAGCGAAAAAGGAAAUAAAAAUUAUAUAUCGAAUUUUUCAACUCUAGAUUUUAAUAGAAGUAAUAUAAAUAGUAAUGAAGAAUAUAAAAUAAAAAAAGAUUUAAAAAAUUUAUUCACCGUCGAAGGUUUAACAGGGAAAAUCGUUAAUGAAAGUUUGGAAAAAACGAAAAAUAAAUUGUUAGAAUACUCAUUUUUAAAAAACAAGGAAAAUGAAAAGGAACUAUUAACUAAAGAUAAUGAAAAGGAACUUUUAACUAAAGAAAAUUCUCAUUUAUUCGAAGAUGGAAAAAAUAAAAUUGAUAAAGAAAAAUUGGAAGCAUUACAGUUCAUGUGUGGGAUUAUGGACGAAUGUACCCAUUUAAAAAAUUUUAGUAUACCUUAUGAUACUGAAUUAAUAAUAUCAGUCACAGCAAAAGAUGAUGCUUAUGUUCCAAGAGAUGGAUUAACAGAUUUUCAGGAUCUUUGGAGAGGUUCUGAAGUUCGAUAUUUAAACUCUGGUCAUAUAGGAGCAUUUUUACUACACCAAAAGUUUUUUCGUUUAGCAAUUAUUGAUGCAUAUGAAAAAUUGAAAGCAAAAUAUUAUAAAAAUGAAAAGAAAGCUGAGCAUGUCAAUGGUGAAACCUAA